Amaranthus tricolor (Joseph's coat) is the source of this 3549-nucleotide messenger RNA. RefSeq lists its product as uncharacterized. Gene Ontology annotation, biological process: lipid metabolic process. NCBI's taxonomy places the organism in Eukaryota, Viridiplantae, Streptophyta, Magnoliopsida, Caryophyllales, Amaranthaceae. The transcript is spliced from 14 exons. The record is from RefSeq and is a predicted model, not a curated record. Bases 292 to 3402 code for a protein of 1036 amino acids.
CUAUAUUGCAGCGAUCAAGCCCCUCCACAUCCAUUUUCCUCCUCAGUCGCAGGAGUUCGAUUCUUCAGGAUAUACUUUUCAGCCAUCAGUUUCCGCAGAUUUCCCCUUCUUCAUAAACCUUUUUUCAAUUGUAUUUUUUUCAUUUCAUUUCUCACACUCUACAGCACAAUUACCCUAAAAUUCAACACUCCCGAACAACCCGUUACCGAUUUUGAUAUCAUAACUUCCCCAAUUUAAUUUUAGAUCACUAAAAUUAGGGUUAAUGAUUGUCAAUGAUUGAUAAUAAUAAUAAUGGAGGGAUUGCAACGGAAAUUUGAGCAUUGGAUCAAAGAUCAAACAUCCAAGUUUCCGAAGCUUCAAAUUCCGCAGUUACCGCAGCUUCGUUGGGUGAGAGUAAAGUGGCCCCCAUGGUCGACUGAUCGAGAACACCAGAGAAAGCUUCAAGAAGAGUUUGAGAGAAGACGGAAGCAACUUAAUGAUCUUUGUCUCGCUAUAAAGGCUGAGUCUGUUUCUGAUUUGCAGGAUAUUCUUUGUUGCAUGGUUCUUUCUGAGUGCGUCUACAAGAAACCUGCAACUGAGCUAAUCCGUGCGGUCAACAAGUACAAAGCUGACUUUGGAGGCGAGGUUGUUUCCUUGGAGCGUGUUCAGCCCUCGCUGGAUCAUGUUCCUCACAGAUAUCUUUUGGCAGAAGCAGGUGACACCUUGUUUGCUUCUUUCGUUGGCACAAAGCAGUACACGGAUGUGGUGGCCGAUGCUAAUAUAUUUCAAGGAGCUUUAUUUAAUGAGGAUGACAUGGAGGUCAUGGAAGAUAGAGAGAUUGCUGAAUUGGAUAUGAGUAAUGGUCAAAAGGGUGAACUAGAAUCUCAUGCAAAGAUCCUCGAAACAAAAUCUAAACAGUGGAUACACAAGCGGAGGCCUGCUGCUCAUAGAGGGUUCAUGGCUCGUGCAAAAGGGAUACCAGCCGUAGAGCUGUACAGGCUUGCGCAGAAAAAGAAUCGCAAACUUGUCCUCUGUGGGCAUUCACUUGGUGGAGCUGUGGCAGCAUUGGCUACACUAGCCAUUUUAAGGGUCAUUGCGGUUUCUUCUCCGCCUAAAGACAACGAAAAAUUUCAAGUCAAAUGUAUUACUUUCUCUCAACCCCCUGUUGGGAAUGCAGCUCUUAGAGAUUAUGUUGAUCGUAAAGGCUGGCACCAAUACUUUAAGACUUAUUGUAUUCCAGAAGAUCUUAUACCUCGAUUUCUUUCCCCAGCUUAUUUUGAUCAUUAUAAUAAUACACAAACUCCGUCUGUUGAUAGUGGUGCUGCCUCAUCGUCAAUUGGUAAUCAAAGGGAUGUCGGGAUGAAAGUAGAUUGUGGGGAUCAAAGUGAGAGCCAUGGACAGAAACUGAAAGGGAAUGGAGGAGAGCAAUUAGUUCUUGGUGUUGGCCCUAUCCAGAGCCCAUUUUGGAGAUUAUCCCGCCUUGUCCCUAUAGAGGGUAUUAGAAACCGUUUAACAGGGCAAGAAGGAACAGAAGCUUCUGUUACAGGACCGGCUGUAACUGGGUCUGAUUCAGCAACAUCUUCAUCAACUGAUAAUCCAACUACACCACAAUCCUUAGAGAUUGAAGAGGGUUCUGACGGUGUUUCUCUUAAGCUAAUAUCUGAAUCUGAUGUUAAGGAGUCGCCUUCAGAUUCUGCGAGAAAGAUACCUGAGAAAAAUGGCAGCAAUGAAAGGAAUGGCCGAGCCUGGGGCAGAAUGCCUACUUUACCUUCUUACGUGCCAUUUGGGGAGCUCUACUUGCUGGGGCCAUCAUCAGUGGAUACUCUAUCAGAUGCGGAGUACUCGAAGUUGACAUCGGUCAAAUCUGUGUUUUCUGAACUGAAGGAACGUUUCCAAUCACAUUCCAUGAGGUCUUACAGAUCAAGAUUUCAGAGGAUCUAUGAUAAGUGCAUGGGUGAUAGUCCUGCACCAUUUUUGGGAAUUGAGCAACUUCAGCAGUAUCCUCAUUUACACCAAUGGCUUGGGCUAUCAAUUGCUGGAACAGUCGAGCUUGGUCAUAUCGUUGGAUCUCCAUUGAUCCGUGCAGCAACUUCAAUAACACCUCUUGGAUGGGUUGGAACGCCCGGUGAGAAAUCUGCAGACCUCUUAAAAGUGGACGUAGUAGGUUCUGGGCUCCAUAUGUGUAAUCGAGUUCAGGCUCAAGUGAAUGGGAAAUGGUGCUCUACAAGAUUUGAGAUACAUCCUCCUGCGCCAAUUUACUCCGACGCAGAACAGCCUGAAUUGCACAAAAUGAGGGUGCUGAUUGGAGCUCCAUUAAAAUCUCCUCCGAAGCAUCAGAUUGUACCAGAUGCAUUUACAGUAUUUCCUUCCGUUGAUUCCGAAUCAAUCAAUUUAAAGGCACAACAAAUGUUAGGAGCAUUAUCUAAAAGUAAAUGUCUCCGCCCUCCAGGAUUAAGCACUCUUGUCAUAUAUUGUACCACUGACUUCACCACCGUUUCCAAGGAGGUUGAUGUUAGGACUCGUAGAGUGCAAUUUAUUGGCCUUGAGGGUGCUGGUAAAACUUCACUUCUGAAGGCUAUCUUGAAUAAAGGUAGACAAAAUCACAUUGAAAGUGAGAAUGUACAGUCUGAAACAGAUAUUCAAGAAGGUAUUGCUGGUGGUUUGUGCUACAUCGACUCAGCGGGAAUAAAUUUACAGGAGCUGAGUGCGGAGGCUUCUCGCCUGAAAGAUGAGUUAUGGAUGGGUAUUCGAGAUCUAAGCAAGAAGAUAGAUUUGCUUGUCCUUGUUCAUAAUCUCGCUCAUCAAAUACCCAGAUACAAUGACCCAAAUGUGUUGCAACGACGGCCUGCCCUCGCUUUGUUACUGGAUGAGGCUAAAGCCCUUGGGAUUCCUUGGGUUCUUGCAGUAACUAACAAAUUUUCGGUCAGCGCACACCAGCAGAAAGCAGCAAUUGAUGCUGCAUUGAAGGCAUAUCAAGCAUCUCCGAGUAAUACUGAAAUUUUGAACUCUUGUCCCUAUGUUAUUCACACAGCAGGCAGUUCUUAUGCCUCUUUGUCCAGUGCCGUGGCUCGAGAAGACACAAAUAGAGGAAUGAUUCCUCAAGGUAUAGUCCUUGGCCCCUUGAACUUUGUACGGAGACCAUUUCAAAGGAAAGCUACAAUUCUUCCUGUAGAGGGUGUGGAUUCCUUUUGUCAGCUUGUUCACCGAGAGCUUCGGAGCAAAGAGGAGUCAUCCUUUGAGGAAUUUUCGAAGGAUAGACUAUUAAUGGAACUCUCACAAGAUGGCGCAAAAGGGACUGCCGGAAAGGGAGAUGCACAGGAUAAGUCAAUUUCCGCAGCAACCAUUGGUGCGUCUCUUGGUGCUGGUCUUGGGGUUAUGUUGGCUGUAGUGAUGGGUGCUGCAUCAGCCUUGAGAAAACCAUGAAUUCUUUUCUCAUGCCCAGCCUAUGAAAACAUUACUUUAUGCGACAUAUCACUGUAUAUAAAUUCAUUUAGUGAUAGUUCUUCAGUCGAUUGUAUUAGUGACUUUUGGCAUACUUUCCUCCAUUUAUUCAUUGGUUCUUAACUCUUA